AUGACCGUCAACGGGAAGAAGUCGCCCAAACGCAUGAACUCAUUGGAGACGUGCGUAGCGUCACAACGAAGACCUCCCGAUAUUAUCGCAAUCCAAGAUCCUCCGCCCAAGUUCGCUUUCAAGAGCUUUGGCUCAUAUGGACACUGGUAUCGCGCAGCCGAUGUGGGAGAUGAGCGGCAAGAGCUCACUCGAGACGAUGACCCGAGCACGUAUCCCUAUCGUAUUCCCCAUGACCGCAACGAGCGUCCGAAGAAAGCCGUCAAAGAUCUGUGUAAGGUUGCUUUCCUUGUACACAACUCUUUGAAAGGCUGUCGCAUCACCGAAGCGAAAGGCAAGAACCGUGGCCUUCAUGCUACCCUGCACGUUACCCUUCGAAGCGGACAUACGAUCGCGUUUCACAACGUCUACAACCAUUACAACAGCAUCGAUGUGGCUGAGCUCGGGAAAUCCAUGAUGAGUACGGACAAGGCCCACGUCAUGGUGGGAGACCUCAAUCUCCACCACCCAGAUUGGGCUGGUGACGAAUUGGAGUGGCACAAGGUCGAGAAGCAGGCUAAGCUUCUCGUUGAGCGCUUCCAGGAUGCCAGCAUGGAGUGUCUCAACGACGGUGGGAUCACCUACUCAAGGUCUGCUGACGUUGACCGAUACGCGAGUGUUCUCGAUCUUGUGUAUGUCAAGGACGUACUCAAGGAUCAAGCCGUAUACAAGAUCCUCGAGAACAUCCCUGGAUAUCUAUCGGACCAUCGUAUCUCUUCGGUUUCCAUCGACGUCAACAUGGAGCGCAGGACCGGCAUUCGAUACCACUGGGAUGCGACACCGAAAGACGAAUUCGAAGAACGCGUUACCGAGCUGCUCCAAGAUAUCGAAAUUGCUGGACUGGACGACGCAGAUGCGGUGAACAGUGCUCUGAAGACCAUCAUCACCCAGGUUCUGGAGCCGGCUAUCAAGGAGCUCGUCCCGGUAACCCAGCUUUAUCAACCAGAGCCUAAGUAUCGCCCCAAAGUUAGCCCAGAUGCUACUAAGCGGACUACCGAUUGGCGCGAGUCCAUGGAGAAGAAGGCUGCUGGUCCUCGUGGUAUCUUCAACUUCGCAAAACAAGUGCACAACUGGAGCGUUCCAAGACGUUUGGCGUAUACACCAGACUUCAAGGUUGGGACGGAGACAUUCCAUCACAAUCACGAAAAAGCGGACAAGUACGUGGAGUGCACCUGGCCAAGCAGUCGAUUGAAAGGGCCUCCCCUGAAACCGACGUUCGAGCAAGAUAGUGAUCGACCGGAGUUCGUACGUAUCCGAUGCAUUCCACAAUCAUCGACAUCAAAUCAUCGACUAACACUUGCAUAG
Messenger RNA from Alternaria metachromatica, 1341 nucleotides. RefSeq lists its product as uncharacterized. NCBI's taxonomy places the organism in Eukaryota, Fungi, Ascomycota, Dothideomycetes, Pleosporales, Pleosporaceae. The transcript is spliced from 2 exons. Bases 1 to 1341 code for a protein of 446 amino acids. The record is from RefSeq and is a predicted model, not a curated record. Gene Ontology annotation, molecular function: catalytic activity.